ACGUGAAGCAAAUAAGAUAUGCGUUUUAAUAGGUCAUAGAAGAAAAAGCGCGUUGUAACAUUUCCCACACCAUAAAAGAAAAAGGCCCGCCGGUUUUGCCACCUAUUCUCGUGCUUUCUUCUCGGAAACCUCUCAGUUUUCCGUCAAUGGAAAUAGUCGGUGCAGAUGGGUCAAAUAUUCAAAUCAAACCGGGUCAGACCCGGGAACUCGGGAGAGCCCGCGGCCUGAAUUCCUCUGAUAAAACGAUUUCUCGGCGCCACGUUUCCUUCUCCUUCCCCACAUUUUCCGACAAUCAAGAAAUCCGCCUCCAGUUUGAAGUUCUUGGAAAGAAUCCCAUUUACGUGAAUAAAAAUAAUGAAGUCAACAUAAGUCGGAGGUUCGAAAGGGGCGUAGUGGAAGACGGCGAUAUGUUCUGCGUUUCUUCUAAGAAUCCCGUUUGGUAUACUUUGAGAAGAUCUGAAAGUGGCGGUCAAAGUGUUCGACAGAAUGAUUUGGAGAGCGAGUUGGCUGGGACUUGGGAGAGUGGGAGUGGGUUAGGAGGUGUUGAAGAUUUGCAGCAAGAGAGUGUGGAUAUUUCGGAUAUAGAUCCUGUUAAAGAAUUUGGGUUGGUGGUAAUAGGACAUGAGUUUGAUUCCUAUCCCAAGAAAAUGAUAAGGGACAUCAAGAAUUGGGACUGGUUUCUUGAGGAAACAGGAAGAGAUAGUGAUAUUGAUAAUGAUGAGGACAAGAAAAAAAGGGGGAGUACGAGAAGGAAGAGGAAAAAAGGAGCAGAGAAUGAAGACGAGGAGUGGACUGGAGAGAGUGAAGAUGACAAAGUGUUUAUUAGCAAGUCCAAGAAGCCUCAAAGGCCAAAAUAUAUGACAAGGUCCAAGGAUCGUGGCAAACCAACAAGCAAGAGCAAACGCACUGCAGUGAAGAUAAACCAAGAAGUGGAUGAUGAAGAUGUUGAAGAUGAGGAUGAAGAUGAUGAGACGUUGGGAGGUUUCAUUGUCGAUGAUGAAAACUUGGAAGAGGAGGAAGAAGUUGGUGAUGAGGAGGAAGAGGAAGAAGAAGAAUUAGCAGAUGGAGAUGAAGAUGAAUGACAAUCCCAAACUGGAUUUUGCUUGGGAUGUUUUGUAGGUGUGGAAUGUAGAUAUACCACUGUAACUUACCUGUAUGUUGUAAGGAUAAUUAAUCUAGCAUUUGGUGAAAUGCCUGACUAUUAACUUCAUGGUUGUAACUGUAUCCCUUUAUUUUCUUUUUCUUUUUUUUGGGAUAAACAACUGGUUUCAAUGUUCAAUAUGAUCAAGGCAAAUCAGCUUGUUCAUAAGCUGCUUCGCCAUGAUGCACCAUGGUACUUUUAAGGUUCU
Molecule: messenger RNA, 1349 nt
Organism: Sesamum indicum (sesame)
Lineage: Eukaryota; Viridiplantae; Streptophyta; Magnoliopsida; Lamiales; Pedaliaceae
Product: SMAD/FHA domain-containing protein
Molecular function (GO): protein binding
Source: RefSeq, a predicted model, not a curated record